AUGAACCCAUUGAAGUGUGCAUUUGGAGUUUCAGCCGGGAAUUUCUUGGGGUUCUUGGUACAUAAACGAGGUAUUGAAGUUGAUCAGAAUAAGGUCAAAGCUAUUAUAAAUGCUAGGGCCCCAGCCAACAAAAAACAAGUGCAAAGGUUCCUCGGCCAGGUAGGUUUUCUUAGAAGAUUUAUUUCUAACCAUGCUGGCCGAGUGCAUGUCUUUUUGACUUUAGUGAAAUUAAAGUCACAUGAGAAAUUUCAUUGGGACGAAUCCCAUCAGAAGGCCUUUGACAAAAUAAAAGAGUAUUUGGCAAACCCCCCGGUUGUAAUGCCUCCAAGAAAGAAGUGGCCGUUAAAGCUUUAUUUAUCAGCCGCAGAAGAAUCAAUUGGUAGUAUGCUCGCACAAGACAAUGAACAUGGAAAGGAGCAGGCUGUCUACUACCUGAGUAGAGUACUAACUGAUGUAGAAUACAGAUAUUCCUCAAUUGAGAAGCUUUGUUUAUCUUUGUACUAUUCGGCCAUGAAGUUGAUAGUAUACAUGCGGCCUGUUGAUGUUUACAUUCUUUGUCAGACUAACGUGAUCAAGUAUAUGCUAUCAAGGCCAUUGAUCACUGGCCGAAUAGUAAAAGGAAGGGUUCUGGCUGAUUUUUUGGCCGAUCAUCCUUCAACUGAUAUUGAUCCAUGGGUUUAUGAUGAAUUGGAGUCAUCAGCUAUAUUCUUAACUCCUUGGAUCUUGAUGUUUGAUAGAUCAAGCACGGCUGAUGGAGCAGGAGCAGGUAUUGUUAUUAUUUCGCCAGCUGGCAGAAAGGCUUCAUUCUCUUUCUUUUUAGAUUUUAAAUGUUCAAAUAAUCAGGCCGAAUAUGAAGCGCUUAUAAUCGGCCUGGAGAUUUUAAUUGAAAUGGCUGUUAGAGAUGUAAAGAUUUUGCGAGAUUCAAACUUAGUCCUUAGCCAAAUUUCUGAAGAUUUUAAUUGCCUAAGUUGGCAAUUAAGGCCGUUUCAUUCUCUGGCCACUUCAUUAAUUAAUCAAUUUGAUAAUGUUCAACUUAAGUUCUGGCCGAGAGGGCAGAAUAAGGAGGCCAACAGCAUGGCCCAAGUAGCCUCUAGAAUAAGAGUACCAGCCGGAAUAGAAGAUCAGUUAAUAAAGAUAACACGAAGAUCUUUGCCAUCGGCCGAAUUGAGAAAUACUAUGUUGUUUGAUACUUGGACAAUUGAUGUAGAAGAUUUGGCCGACGAUGACUGGAGGAUACCAUUUAUAAUGUUUCUUCGAAAUCCAAACAUCAAGGCUGAUAGAAGUAUUAAAAGAAAAACGAUCAACUUUGUGCUUCUAGACGGGGAUCUAUACAGAAAAGGGUUAGAAGAUGGGCUCUUACUACAAUGUAUAAGCAAGGAGGAAUCACUUCAGGUUAUGGCCGAGGUACAUGAGGGCAGCUGUGGGGCUCACCAAGCUGGGAUUAAAAUGAGAUGGUUGAUUCGCAGGUAUGGAUAUUAUUGGCCGAGGAUGAGGAAAGAUUGCAUAAAUUACUCAAAAGGUUGUCAAGCUUGUCAAAGACACAGGCCGAUUCAAAAUGUACCAGCAAAAGAAUUACAGCCAAUAAUCAAACUUUGGCCAUUCAGAGGUUGGGGCCUUGACCUUAUUGGUAAAAUUAAUCCACCAUCAAGCGAAGGCCAUCACUGGGUGAUUGUUGCCACAGAUUAUUUUGCUAAAUGGGUUGAGGCCAAGGCUUGCAAAGCGCCAGCGACGGUCGAUAAGGUUCAGUUGGCUGAUCCUAUUAAGCAAGAAUAUGGUAAUGGCCUUAAGCGAAUAGGUCGACCAAUGUACAAAAAGCCAAAAUCAGCCACAUCCGACACUCAAACAUCUACCAUAUCUGCCAAAAAGGGAGCAGAUGAUGAAGUCAUGGAGGUCGACAAUGAUAUUUUCAUACCAGGUAGUAAUGUGAUCGGCCAGGCUCCCAAAAGGAAGGUUGAUGAAGGGAAUCAGCCUAAGGUUACCGAGAGUACACCAUCAGCCAUUCCGAAUGUUAAGGCUCUCAUACAACACGAGAAAGCUGAAGUCAUCAAAGAAAAUGACUAUUCAAAAACAUGGGAUAGCGUACUUUCAGAAGCUCCAUGGGAGUAUAAAAAUUCAAGAGGAUCAGCCAUCAGAAAAGCUCCAUACUGGCAGAAUUUUGUUCUUUCAAAACAGAAGCCAGUUAGAUCGGCCCAAAUGACAUUACAUAACUGCUUGAUCCCGGCCGAUCACGAUCAUGCCUUACUAGUAGAGUUGGGAAACUUCAAUGGUGAGGUCUAUCAUGGGUUUAUAAAUAGCCAAUAUUUUGAGGGGUAUCAGCCAGCUUUAAGGGAAUAA
Cornus florida is the source of this 2334-nucleotide messenger RNA. RefSeq lists its product as uncharacterized. The coding region runs from base 1 to 2334 and encodes 777 amino acids. Gene Ontology annotation, molecular function: nucleic acid binding; RNA-DNA hybrid ribonuclease activity. NCBI's taxonomy places the organism in Eukaryota, Viridiplantae, Streptophyta, Magnoliopsida, Cornales, Cornaceae. The transcript has 4 exons. The record is from RefSeq and is a predicted model, not a curated record.